AUGAAGCGUCGUGGGUGGCAAAUGUUUGUAUUCUUGCUAUUUAUCGGAUUUAUUUAUGCCAAGAUUCCCAAGGAGUACGAAGAAGUUGAAGAUCACAACAACAUACUCUUCACAGUCACCGAGCCGUACAUGUUGGCAUAUACGUAUCAAAUGAAACACGCGUUCAUGCUUGGAACUCAUUUUCCUGAUGGAAUCAACAAAACAAUGAAGCACAUGGAUAUGGUUCUUGCUGAUCCCAUCAACGGAUGCGACACACUUCGUAACAUCAUCUUCGUUCCAACAGUGAUUCUCAUGGAAAGAGGAGGUUGCUCGUUCACGGAAAAAGCAAUUCACGGACAAAAAGCAGGCGCUUCUGUUGUUAUGGUCACAGAUUCAGAGAACAUAGAAUACGGACCUCAGCAGUACUACGUCAACAUGAUUCCUGAUGAGUCGUUGGAUCGAGCUGAUAUUCCUUGCGUUUUUGUUGCUUCGAUAACGGGACGCUACUUCCGUGAUCAUCUCGAAGAAGGUGGUUCUAUCACUUUGGAUUUGCCCGUCGAGAAGAACCAUGCUCCAUGGGUCCACCACCAGAAACGUGCUCCUUGGGAAAACUGGACCGAGGAUAGACACUUCAUUUAA
Messenger RNA from Caenorhabditis briggsae, 618 nucleotides. Bases 1 to 618 code for a protein of 205 amino acids. Lineage: Eukaryota; Metazoa; Nematoda; Chromadorea; Rhabditida; Rhabditidae. The record is from RefSeq and is a predicted model, not a curated record. The transcript is spliced from 6 exons.